Molecule: messenger RNA, 628 nt
Organism: Galdieria sulphuraria
Lineage: Eukaryota; Rhodophyta; Bangiophyceae; Galdieriales; Galdieriaceae
Exons: 2
Coding region: 120-425 (101 amino acids)
Source: RefSeq, a predicted model, not a curated record
UUCUUUUGUGAUUACGACGAUCAAAUCCGGCGCUUUGAAUCGGAUUUGGCAAGGAGUUUGACUGAUUGCGAAUAUUAUUCUUGGUCGACGAAACUUGCAGUAACGGAGAAGAAUAAGUCAUGAGAAGAGCAAAAAGCUUACCUCAGCUUUCCACUUCAAUUGAAAAUGAGGAAAUUACGGUAUUCCUAAAGAGUACAAGAAGAAGCUUGAAUUUUUUAUGCGUGAAUGAAGCUCCACCAGAGGAUAGUGUAGGAACUGUAGAGUUUAUCUUAUCGUCAUUUUGGGAAACAGCACGUUGUGCAAACUGUGGUAGAAAGAUCCUAUUUAAAAUGAAGCCAAGUCUGGAAAUGAACAACAGGAGUUUUUGUAGUCUUGACUGUUAUUCAACCAAGAUGCUUCAAGAUGAAGAGUUAUUUGUACAAUGACUUUUGGAGGAGUUUCUAUAUUUAUGAGACAAUUUCUUGUCCUUGAUACGAUUCUUUAUUGGCUUUUGAAAGAAUUGAAUCUAUGUUUAUAUAAGCUUUUAGAUAACAUCAUUCACAUUUCUGCAUAUUCGCAAUUCCUUUCACCUGCAGCAGAGCACAAGUCUCAAGGAAGAAGAUUUUCUUAUAAACCUACCCUUUAUACU